AUGAUUCUAGCAACUCAAGCUCGUAGUCAGUGGACUUGGUUUCAAAGAAUAACGCAAGAAUUCCACAAGCGCAUCUGUCUGUUCUAUACUGGAUUGAUAAUUUUGCUCCUUGAAAUUGCUGUGGUGGCCUUUUUUGCUGAUCAUUUACCUUUCUCCCUCUCAAUGACAAUUAUUGCUUCUGGCAUUGUUUUUAUCCUCAUUUCUGGAGGGAUGGUUUUGUAUGGAUUAUGCCGAAACCCAGAAUACGCCCCUCUUCGGCCAGAAGAAUCAACAAUGAUUGUUACCGGCAUUGUGUUUUUCUUCCUCACUGGACUGAUGUACUUGCAUGAAGCUAACAAGGUAUCAGCGUUCAUACAAGAAAAAUUUUCAAGGAGCAGAAGUGCUCGGGAUCCUUCUCGCUUCCAACGAUCACUGAAGAUCCAGCUGCUGCCUCUCGCUCUGGCUUUUCACGAAACUCCUGCAGAUUUUCAUGUGCACACAGGUGACCCACCCAAGACCACAGGUGCCCAGCUCAUGGCCCUCCUCACUUGCAAUGCCCCGAUCUUGUCCAUGGUCCUGUCCUGUACCAGCACUCUUCCUUGGAGGAACUAUCCUCCUCCGUUUCUUGGUGGCGUUGACACCAUCCCCAGUUCCAGGGAUGAACGGAGCUCCCUGGAUCCCAUCCACCAUUCCAGAAGGACCAGUUCCAGGUGGCUUGAGUCCCAGAGGUUGGAGGCAGUAGAAAUUAUGGGCAAGAUUAAUCAGAGGAUGGGGGAGGAAAAGCCAGCUGGGAACAGUUCUCAGGAUGGGUGCGUCCCGGAACCGCUUGGCCCUUUAUUGGCUCCACCCCGCGGCCCCAGCCCGGCGGGGACCGCGCGCCUGCUUCAGGGGCGGCCCCGGAGCCCAGAGCCGAGGGUCGCCGCCGCCCGGCCCGACGUGGCGCCGCCACCGCCCCCAGUGCCGACGCUCGCGGGCGCAGCCAAUGGCGGCCUCUGCCGAGCGGCGGGCGCGGCCUCCGGCCGCCAGAGGGCGCCGCACGGGUGUAGCGGAGCCACCGCCACCACCGGUCGCAAAGGGAAGCUGCAAGCAAGCGCCCAGGCCGCCGCCGCCGCCGUUGCCCGCUCAUCGCGCGCCACUGCCUGCCCGUCGGCGCGGCCGUCCCCGCAGAAUGAAGACCUGUCAGUUCCCAUUAGCGUGAAUUUCCUGUUGGGGACGGUCAUUGCAGGGGUGUGGUCCAGCUGGAAAGCUCUGGCUGGUCCCGAGAGCUUGUGCCUGCACCCUGAUUGGGUGAAUUUUUCUGGAGUCGGUGGCUUUGAAGUGCCCACCUGUCUGUCGCAGCUGCAUGUGUUUUUCAGAGCCCAGCCCAGGGCCAGCGUAGCCGUGCUCGACCUCCUGGCACGCGCGGUGCGGAAUUGCUCUGUGGAUAGGAAUUCAGGCUCGGAGCCAGCCUGGCCGGCUCGGCCACUUCCAGGCUGUGUGAUCCUGGACUAUUUGCGCCACUUCUCUGUGCUUCCGUUUCCUCUUAAGUACCUACCUCGCAGGGUUCUUAGGAGGAUUAGAUGA
Molecule: messenger RNA, 1542 nt
Organism: Lipotes vexillifer (Yangtze River dolphin)
Lineage: Eukaryota; Metazoa; Chordata; Mammalia; Artiodactyla; Lipotidae
Source: RefSeq, a predicted model, not a curated record